AUGUCCACUUCUGACAGCACCGCGCAUGUCCACGGUCUCUGUGUGCAAGACAAUGAGCACCAUCUUGUGGGGAUGAGUGAGAAGCUGCCGUCUCAGCUUGCCGAGUCAUGUGAGGGGCCCUUCUUUCUGUGCGCUAUUUUUGGCACUGGCUGGGGCGCCGCCACGACACUUUUGGCGGGAGCCGCAGGGUCGACAAUGGUCGACAAAAAGUUCUUUUGGAAGGCACUAAAAACACCAUGUCUCACAUACAACAGCGUUGCAACUCUCGACGGCCUUGCGCGCUCGCAAGUGCGAGCAAAACGUGAAUACUGA
This is a messenger RNA of Symbiodinium natans, 312 nucleotides long. Lineage: Eukaryota; Dinophyceae; Suessiales; Symbiodiniaceae. The record is from the annotation of a GenBank genome assembly.